Messenger RNA from Rhineura floridana, 12895 nucleotides. It is a transcript of the gene BPTF, whose product is annotated as bromodomain PHD finger transcription factor. The transcript has 32 exons. Lineage: Eukaryota; Metazoa; Chordata; Lepidosauria; Squamata; Rhineuridae. Gene Ontology annotation, cellular component: NURF complex. Bases 299 to 10030 code for a protein of 3243 amino acids. Gene Ontology annotation, biological process: regulation of transcription by RNA polymerase II. Gene Ontology annotation, molecular function: RNA polymerase II cis-regulatory region sequence-specific DNA binding; zinc ion binding. The record is from RefSeq and is a predicted model, not a curated record.
GCGCCCAGCAACCUGGUCACGUGAGCCGCUCAGGGCCUGCCGCCGCUUCCCCCAGUCAGAGCGGAGCGAUCCGAGGCAGAGACGAAGAAACAAGAUGGCGGCCGGUGGCGAUCCGGAGCGGGACGCCGGCGUUUCGGAUUGAGCCCUCGGCCCUCGCAACUCGGCGGCGCCCCUCCCUGGCCCAGAACUCUUACCGCGGGGAGGAGCUCCCCGGCAGCCGCCCGCCCGGAACCCGAGUGCCCUCGCCAGCCUCUCCCCACCCCUCGCUCCUUCUCCCCCCCUCGGCCAGCGCCCAGCGAUGCGGGGCCGGCGAGGCAGGCCGCCCAAGCACCAGCAGCCUGCGGCGGCCCCGGCUCGGGCGAGCACCCCGGCUCCACCCGCCCCACCGGGCCCCAUCGGGGGACUGAGGUCCCGCCUGCGGGGCAGCAGCCGGGGCAGGUGGGCGGCCUCGGCGGCCCAGGCGGCUGUGGCUGUAGGGCCCAGGCCGAGGGGGGUCGGGGCUGCCCAGGCCUCCUCUUCCUCCUCCAUCUCCGUCUCCCCUAGGGGGGGUGGCAGGAGGAAGGGAGGCGGUGGCGGCAGCAGCAGCAGCACCCCUGGUGGGGGAGGCAGUAGCGGUAGGGGCAGAGGCAGAGCUGGCGCAGCAGCGGCGGGGGGAGGCGGCGGCGGCAGCAGCCGGAGCAGCAGCGGCAGCCAAAGCAGGGCUGCUGCCGCUGCCUCUUCCAGGAGGAGCAACAGCAGCAAAGUGGUCUACGAUGAUCAUGAGAGUGAGGAGGAGGAGGAGGACGAGAGCGUGGUGUCCGACGAAGAGGAGGAAGGAGAGCCGGAGGAGAAGCAGGACUCCGAGGAAGAGGAGGUGGUCAUGGAAGAGGAGGACGACGACGACGACGACUCUGAUUACCCCGAAGAGAUGGAGGACGAGGACGAUGCCAGCUAUUGCACUGAGAGCAGCUUCAGGAGCCACAGCACCUACAGCAGCACCCCGGGUAGAAGAAGACAAAGAGUGCAUCGUCCACGUUCUCCAAUAUUGGAAGAAAAAGACAUCCCUUCUCUUGACUUACCCAAAUCCUCAGAGGACUUAAUGGUGCCUAAAGAGCAUAUAAUGAAUGUUAUUGCCAUCUAUGAGGUACUGCGGAACUUUGGCACUGUCUUACGCUUGUCCCCUUUUCGUUUUGAGGACUUCUGUGCUGCUCUAGUAAGUCAGGAGCAGUGUACACUUAUGGCAGAGAUGCAUGUAGUGCUUUUAAAAGCUGUUUUACGUGAAGAAGACACUUCAAAUACUACCUUUGGACCUGCUGACCUCAAAGAUAGCGUUAAUUCCACAUUGUAUUUCAUAGAUGGGAUGACAUGGCCCGAGGUUCUGCGGGUUUAUUGUGAGAGUGACAAGGAAUAUCAUCAUGUUCUUCCUUUUCAAGAGGCAGAGGACUAUCCUUAUGGACCAGUUGAGAAUAAAAUUGAAGUUCUGCAGUUUUUAGUGGAUCAAUUUCUUACAACAAACAUUGCACGUGAGGAAUUAAUGUCAGAAGGUGUUAUACAGUAUGAUGACCAUUGUAGAGUUUGUCACAAACUGGGGGAUUUGCUUUGCUGUGAAACUUGCUCAGCUGUGUACCACUUAGAGUGUGUGAAGCCACCUCUUGAAGAGGUACCUGAAGAUGAAUGGCAGUGUGAAGUUUGUGUAGCACAUAAGGUGCCUGGUGUAACGGACUGUAUUGCUGAAAUCCAAAAAAAUAAACCAUACAUUCGACAUGAACCUAUUGGAUAUGACAGAAACAGGCGGAAAUACUGGUUUCUGAACAGGAGGAUUGUUAUAGAGGAAGAUUCAGAGUGUGAAAAAGAGAAGAAAAUCUGGUACUAUAGCACAAAAGUCCAGCUGGCAGAAUUAAUUGAAUGCCUUGACAAAGAUUACUGGGAAGGUGAUCUCUGCAAAACUCUGGAAGAAAUGUGUGAAGAAAUUCAUCGGCACAUGGAUGUAACAGAAGAUCUUACCAAUAAAGCACGGGGUAGCAACAAAUCUUUUCUUGCUGCAGCAAAUGAAGAAAUUCUGGAAGCAGUCAGAGCCAGAAAGGGGGAAAUACCGGAGGAUAAAAGCUCAGUAGCUGAUGAAACGGAAAAGGAAAAAGCUAGUGUUGAGAAUAAAGACAGCACAGAAACUGAUAGUAGCAAAGAGGAACUUUCAAACCAACAGCUGGAUAUAAACAAAGAAACGCUGCAAGAGGAAAGUUCUGAAAAAGGAAGAAAGGAAGAGCCAACAGACAUUGGGGAUAAAAGCAACUCCGUGACAUCACCUAUUGGAAGCAACAUCACAGAUCCUCCUGCAGGAGAGGCUAAUAUCUCUGAAGGAAAGAAUGCAGUGGGAAGUGAGUCAGAAAUCCUUGAUGAUAAUGAGGCAGACAAGAAGUUGGUGACAUCAGAGUCCCUCAAGGAUGUCUCAGAUGAAACAACUAAGACAGUUCCUAGCCAGAGCAUUGGUUCAUCUGCUGAAGGACUCUCAUCUGAUCCAGAAAACAGCAGUAGCAAUGAACUAAAUUAUAUGCAGAGUGAAUCUGUGAAGACUUCUGAUGAAGGGGAUAAUAUUGAAGGAGGAUCCCAGAGCUCGGACGAGCUAGGGGAGAAAUCUAAUGGUGAAAGAAGUGAAUCUCCAAAUACUGGAAGAGGCACCCCGGGUUCAACACGAAUGGUCACCAGAUUACGAAAUCCAGAUAGCAAGCUUAGCCAGUUGAAAAGCCAGCAAGUUGCUGCUGCUGCACAUGAAGCAAAUAAGCUAUUUAAAGAAGGAAAAGAGGUCCUUGUGGUUAAUUCCCAAGGGGAAAUCUCCCGAUUGAACACCAAGAAAGAAAUAGUGAUGAAAGGAAACAUCAGCAAUUAUUUCAAACUAGGCCAAGAAGGGAAAUAUCGUGUCUACCAUAAUCAAUAUGCCACUAACUCUUUUGCUUUGAACAAACAUCAACAUCGGGAAGAUCAUGACAAGAGGCGACACCUGUCUCACAAAUUUUGUCUGAGUCCUGCUGGAGAGUUCAAAUGGAAUGGUUCUGUCCAUGGGUCGAAGGUUCUUACAAUAUCCACUCUGAGGCUAACAAUUAUUCAACUGGAGAGCAACAUCCCAUCCUCAUUCCUUCACCCCAACUGGGCUUCGCACAGGUCUAAUUGGAUCAAAGCUGUCCAGAUGUGUAGCAAACCUAGAGAAUUUGCAUUGGCUUUAGCUAUAUUAGAAUGUGCAAUUAAGCCAGUUGUCAUGCUGCCAAUCUGGAGGGAGUCCUUGGGGCACACCAGGUUACGUAGAAUGACAGCUAUUGAAAGAGAAGAAAAGGAAAAGGUGAAAAAAAAAGAAAGAAAACAAGAGGAGGAAGAAACCAUGCAGCAAGCAACAUGGGUUAAAUAUACAUUUCCCAUCAAGCACCAGGUGUGGAAGCAAAAAGGAGAAGAAUAUAGAGUAACAGGAUAUGGUGGAUGGAUUUGGAUCAGUAAAACCCAUGUUCACAGAUUUGUGCCUAGAUUGCCAGGAAAUACAAAUGUCACUUACAGAAAAUUGCUACCAGCAAAAAAUGAUACUGCUGCCAUCCCAGAAAAACAGCGUGAACUGGAUAAAAGAAAAAAUCCUGCAAAAGUAAAAACAGAGCAUGUUUCUUUGAAAGAAAAAAUAAAAAAUUUCCGUGAGCCCCACAAGAAGGACCAAAAAGAAACUGAAAAUUCCGAGACCACAAAGAGAGGCCGAACCAAGGCAGAAAAUGAACUGCAGGAAGAAAAAGCUGAAAUUAACGAACAGCUGGAAACAUCAGAUCAUGCAAAAGAAGAGAAGAAAGAAAUUGGUGAAAAUGAUAGAGACUUCAAGGAAGAACCUAUGGAGGUUGAAGAAGUGAAAGUGGAUACCUCCACAAAACGCGAAGAAAUCCCAAUUAAUGUGGAUUUAAUCAAUGUUAGUGAGAGUUUUCACUUAAGGACAUUUUACAAAAGAAAAGUAAAAACCUCAAAACUAGAUGGCCUGCUUGAAAGAAGAGUAAAACAGUUUACACUGGAAGAAAAGCAGCGACUAGAAAGAAUAAAGCUUAAAGCUAAUGCUAACUCUUCAGGUUGUAAAUCAUUGAGUCCACAGGAAAAUGAGGAUCACUUACAGAUAGCUAAUGCAGGAGAUAGAAAGCAGAUAGAUUCGACUCCCCCAAGCAGAAUCAAUAUUUCAGAUACAGUUAAAAGUGAAGAUCCUGUUAAAGACCGUUUCUCAUCUAGCAAUCUCCAGUUUACCAAAACCAGUGAAUCAAUCCAGUCUUUGCCUUGCUUGAAUAGACUUUUAGAGGGAGAAGCAGAUGUAACUUCAGUUCAGUGUCCAGAUUCUCAAAGUUUGGUGGCGAAGGAUACUAAUGAAAGUGCUCCUGAAGCCAUGGAUAUGGAUAAAAUUAAAACGCAGAGUAAGGAGAGAGACAUGGACAGUUUUAUUAUGGAGGACUCUAAACCAAUAGAAAACAAAGAAACAAAAUCAUGUAGUAUCCUAGAGGACGAUGCAAAAUGUUUAGAGCAAACAAAUACAGAGUCUCAAUGUGAAAAUGUUAUUCAGCCAAUGGUAACUGAAAGCAGCUGUGAAGGAGAUGCUUCAUCUUCUACCAAGAUAGGAAAGGAACCAUUAACACCUGAAAAACAGGACUAUGAUUCUGUAGAAGCUUGUAGCUUAGAAGAUCAUCCCAGGCUGGUUUCUCUGCAACCAAAUGAUGUAAAAGAAAGUCCACUGAAAAACAGUGAAGGUGCAUCUGGACCCAAAAUUGCAUUAAAUCCUAAACAGACCCUUUUAGGCCUAAAAUCACUACAUAGUGAGCUCAUUUCAGAAAAGGCAUUUGAAGCCCAAAUUCCUGACAUGAUUGGAGAAAAUAUUACUGAUGAGGUGGUGAAGACGAAAAUCACUGAGACAAAUGGUGAAAAGCAAGAUGAAGAGAAAUUUAUCCCGCCAAGUUCCAUAAACAAAUGCUUUGAUCAGAUUAAAAGUAUUGCUGACAAAAAUAAUAAUAAACAUGGAGAAUUGGAUACCCAAACAGAAAAAGAAAAGCCGGCAGCAUUUCAGAUUAAUGGAAAAGACACUGAUUUUAAAGUAUUACCUAAUGAAGAGUGUUUAAAACGAGAGACCCUUGCACAAACAGAGAGCAGUAUUGACUCUACAGUCAAUAAUAUUAAUAAAAGCAGUACUCUAGUUAAACCAUUUUCUUCUAAUGAAUCGGUAAAACCAUUUAUGAAUGGUGAUAUCGCAGUGGAAGAUACAAAUGAUAAUUUGGUCAGUGACUUGUGUGUACAGAGUUCUGUGGAUACUGAUGGUGAUUCAAGAGAGAAUGAUUUACCUCAAGAUAAUAUGUCUCAGUCUAAUCAAAAUACUGGAAGAAAGCAGUGUUCUGAAAAAUCUAGUCUUGUGGAUGAUACAGCCAUCCCAGCUCUACAUUCCUGCAAUGAGAACAACUUAUAUAGUGAAACAGAAUGCAUGGAAAUUGAAUCGUCUUGUGUUAAGAAAGCUGCCCCAUCACCCGUAAUUUCAUGUGAGGAUUCUAGCUUGAGUAAUGACUUUGCUGAUCAGAAUGGAUUACAAAUGAACAACAAAACUGAAAACAUAAAUGGAGAAAAUGCAGUAAAAAAAGCUGUUGUUACAGAAGUGACCACCACAUCAACUGUUUCUACAGAAUGCAAAACUAUUUAUAAAGUAUCAGAGUUAUCAGCCAUGAAGGAAAACAAAGAAAGUGUGGUGUCAUCUACUGAAAACUGUUCCGUAUCCACUGUAACUACCACCACUACCACUGUAACAAAGCUUACCACUCCCACUACAGAUAGCAAUACUGAUGUCAUUUCUGUAAAGGAGCAUAGUAAAACUGUGGUUACAACAACAGUGACUGAUUGCUUGACUACUGCAGGAGGAACAUUAGUGACUUCUAUGACAGUCAGCAAGGAAUAUUCUACACGGGACAAAGUGAAGCUAAUGAAAUUUUCAAGGCCCAAAAAAACUCGCUCUGGAACAGCCUUGCCAUCUUACCGGAAGUUUGUUACCAAAAGCAGUAAAAAGAGCAUAUUUGUUUUGCCCAAUGAUGACUUGAGGAAGCUAGCAAGAAAAGGAGGGAUCAGAGAGGUUCCCUGUUUCAACUAUACGGCUAAGCCUGCUUUGGAUAUUUGGCCAUAUCCAUCCCCAAGACCAACUUUUGGUAUCACUUGGAGAUAUCGACUUCAAACCGUAAAAUCUUUGGCAGGAGUUAGCCUUAUGUUGAGGUUACUCUGGGCAUGUCUAAAGUGGGAUGAUAUGGCUUCCAAACCCCCACCUGGUGGAGGAACUACACGCACAGAAACAUCAGAAACAGAAAUUACAACAACUGAAAUUAUCAAGAGAAGAGAUGUUGGACCAUACGGAAUUCGAUCAGAAUACUGUAUACGAAAAAUUAUUUGUCCUAUUGGUGUUCCAGAGGCUCCAAAAGAAACUCCUACACCUCAAAGGAAAGGUCUUCGAUCAAGUGCACUGAGACCUAAAAGGCCAGAAACUCCAAAACAAACAGGCCCAGUUAUAAUUGAAACCUGGGUAGCAGAGGAGGAAUUGGAAUUAUGGGAGAUAAAAGCAUUUUCUGAAAGAGUGGAGAAGGAAAAGGCACAAGCGGUUGAGCAACAGGCUAAGGUUAGUGAACAGAAGAAGGCUGAGGAAUUCAAGGCCCAAAUGGAGGCUCAACUAAAACAACAGCGGUUGGCUGCCCAGCAGAAACGGCUAGAACAACAGAAACAGUUGCCUGCAGUAUGUGGUGCCACUACAGCUACAACUACUAGCAGUACUGCAACCACAGUUUCCACUCCUCAGAAAGUUAUGGUUGGUCCAUUACCACGCUCUGUGCCCAGUGGAGCCAAAGUGGUACUUGCUACGAAAAUGGGAUCUCCAGCUACAGUAACAUUCCAGCAGAACAAGAACUUCCAUCAGACUUUUGCAACAUGGGUUAAACAAGGCCAGUCUUCAGCAGCCACGGGUACAACGGCUACAUCAGCAACAACCAUUUCCAGCAGUGGUCAGACUUUCCAGAUUGCAAGCAGUCCAGUAACUAUGGCAGGCAAAGUGAUAACAAAGCUGCCUCUACCAGCAAAUAGCAAGAUAGUUGCUGUUAAUGUACCAGCCACUCAAGGAGGUGUAGUUCAAGUACAGCAGAAAGUGUUGGGUAUCAUUCCAUCAACUACUGGAGCAAGCCAACAAACAUUUACUUCAUUCCAGCCAAGGGCAGCAACUGUAACUAUUAGGUCAAAUAAUACAGGGGCUGUAUGUACAACAAGUGCUUCACAAGUAAUGGCAGGGGCACCUCUCCGGCCUGGGAUGACGGUCAUAAGGGCGCCACUUCAGCAGUCAACAUUAGGAAAGACCAUCAUUCGGACACCUGUAGUGGUACAGCAAGGUAUUCUUCCAGCUAGCCAGACCCAGCAAGUAGUGACCCAGAUAAUCAGAGGUCAGCCGGUUUCAACAGCCGUGACUAGUGCUACCACAGUUUCUACAAGUCAAAAAGUAGCGACUACUCCAGGAGCACCGUUGCAGCACAUGCAGCCACAAGCCACACCACCACACCCUCCUCGUCCUCAGCAGGGUCAGGUGAAACUUACAAUGGCACAGCUCACACAGCUCACACAAGGACAGGGUGGCAGUCAGGGUUUGACUGUGGUAAUUCAGGGGCAAGGUCAAACAACUGGCCAGUUGCAGUUGAUCCCACAGGGUGUAACAGUAAUACCAGGACCAGGACAACAGCUAAUGCAAGCAGCUAUGCCAAAUGGUACAAUUCAACGAUUUCUUUUCACCCCACUACCAGCAGCAGCUACUGCAGCUAGCGCUACUACUACUACAGUUUCCACCUCAACAUCAGCUGCAGGAGAACAGAAGCAAACUUCUCUAGCACAGACGCAAACACAGCCAGUGCUGGCGCUUCCACCUCCUGAACCCCAGCCGCCUCAGAGUCAGCUCCAAGCCCAGCCACAAGGGCAACCCCAGAGUAUUCAGCCUCAGCCUCCAGCUCAGUUACAACCUUCUCAGUCUCCGCUUCAGGCUGAAGCACAGACACCCGCUGAUGCUCAGACUCCAGCUUCACUUCCAUAUCCAGUUAUCUCUGAAGCACAACCACCAAUACUGCAAUCAACUGUAACUCCAGCCGUUGCUCAAACUCCAGCCCAGAACCUUGCGCAAGGGCAGCCUUCAGCUCAAGUUCAACACCAGUCCCAGACAGGUGUACAUCCACAGACUCCACCCAAAGUUCCAACUGUUCAGCCAGCUCAGGUUCAAACCACAGUCCCACAGCAGGUACCGGUGCAGCCGCAUCCUUCGAUCCAAAUGCAGACUCCACAGCCCCAGGUUCCACCUUCAGUUCAGACUUUGCCAACUGCACAAAAUGUAAAUCAGGUUACUGUGCAAUCUCCACGUCCUCAGCUGCAAAUUCAGCCACCGCAGACUAAAGUUAUUACGGUACCACAGCUUCAGCAGCAAGUCCAAGUGUUUUCCCAGCUUCAGUCCCAUGUUGUGGCUCAGAUACAGGCCCAGCAAGGUGGUCUGCCUCAACAGAUUAAGCUUCAGUUGCCUAUUCAGAUUCAGCAAGCUGGCCCAGUGCAAGCUCAUCAGAUCCAGAACGUGGUAACUGUUCAAGCAGCCAGUGUUCAAGAGCAACUGCAAAGGGUUCAGCAGCUUAGAGAGCAGCAGCAAAAGAAAAAACAGCAGCAUAUUGAAAUUAAACGUGAACACUCCCUUCAGGCUUCUAAUCAGAGUGACAUUAUCCAGAAACAGGUGGUAAUGAAACACAAUGCUGUGAUAGAGCACUUAAAACAGAAAAAGACGUUGACCCCUGCUGAACGUGAAGAGAAUCAACGAAUGAUAGUGUGCAACCAAGUAAUGAAAUAUAUUCUGGAUAAGAUAGAUAAAGAAGAAAAGCAGGCGGCUAAAAAGCGAAAGCGAGAAGAGAGCGUGGAACAAAAGCGUAGUAAACAGAAUGCAACCAAACUCUCAGCUCUGCUUUUCAAACAUAAAGAGCAACUUAAAGCUGAAAUACUGAAGAAAAGAGCACUUCUGGACAAAGAUCUACAAAUUGAAGUGCAGGAAGAGCUAAAGAAAGACUUGGCUAAAAUUAAGAGAGAAAAAGAAAGGGCACAGGCAGCUGCUGCAGCUGCAGCUGCUGCAGCAGCAGCAGCACCACCUGUGCUGCCACCGCCGCUACCACCACCACCACCACCACCACCACACAGUACCAGUGUUGCAUCAACAACCACAAUCACGACAUUUGUUUCAUCCCAUAAGAGAAAACGAGAGGAAGAGAAGGAAUCCUCAUGUUCUAAAUCCAAGAAAAAGAAAAUGAUAUCUACUACCUCAAAGGAAACCAAGAAGGACACCAAGCUUUACUGCAUCUGCAAGACACCUUAUGAUGAAUCUAAGUUCUAUAUUGGCUGUGAUCUUUGUACUAACUGGUAUCAUGGAGAAUGUGUUGGCAUCACAGAAAAGGAGGCUAAGAAAAUGGAUGUGUACAUCUGUAAUGAGUGUAAACGGGCACAAGAGGGCAGCAGUGAGGAAUUGUACUGUAUCUGCAGAACACCUUAUGAUGAGUCACAAUUUUAUAUUGGCUGUGACCGAUGUCAGAAUUGGUAUCAUGGGCGCUGCGUUGGUAUUUUGCAAAGUGAGGCAGAUCUCAUUGAUGAGUAUGUCUGUCCGCAGUGUCAGUCAACUGAAGAUGCCAUGACAGUACUCAGUCCCUUGACUGAUAAAGAUUAUGAGGGUCUGAAAAGAGUGCUACGGUCGUUACAGGCACACAAGAUGGCAUGGCCAUUCCUAGAACCAGUAGAUCCCAAUGAUGCUCCAGACUAUUAUGGCGUUAUAAAAGAACCAAUGGACCUUUCUACCAUGGAGGAAAGAAUACUGAAACGUUACUACAAAAAGGUGACCGAGUUUGUAGCCGACAUGACCAAAAUUUUUGAUAACUGUCGUUACUACAAUCCAAGUGACUCUCCUUUUUAUCAGUGUGCUGAGGUUCUUGAAUCAUUCUUUGUACAGAAACUAAAAGGAUUCAAAGCAAGCAGAUUGUGAUAACUUUAGUCUGACCUUUCUAACUGGAAUCAGAACUGGAUGUUUUGCUUAUUUUUUCAUUGUACCAUGUCAUUAAAUCUCUUUUUUUUUUAAAUCCAUACUUGCUGUUUACUUUUAAGCUAUGCUUUAAUGUGGAAGCAGUUGUUUGCUAGCAGCUAUGUUGGAAAAUGAAAUGAUCAAUUUUUUGAAUACUAUGUCAAAAUGAAGUCCAAUAACAGUAAUGGAAGCUAUGUAAUACCAGUUAUUUCUUUUAAUAAAAACUUCCAAAAAAGAAUUUGAUGAAUUCUAACAAAAAUGUGAUAUUUUUAAUUUACAUUCUACCAAUAAAUAUACAUUUAUCUAACCACUUCCCAAAGAAAUGUAAAUUGGGCACAUAUAUGUACCUCCCUCUAUUAUGUGACCUUUCUGGAUUUUUUGAUAUUUCAGUUGAACAUCAUAUUUUUAUACAGACCUGAACACUGUGUAGCUAAAGGUUACCUGUAUAUGGUGUUUGCCUACAAAAGAUGAUCAGGAACAGCAGCAUGGCUGCCUUCCCAGCUGAGUGGCAGGCCCUUGGCAUCCACUUAAAGCAGCUGAGAUCUCUUAAAUGAAGGGUGCUUAAUUGUUCCCCUUUUCUGCAUUCUGCAGGUCUCAUAACAACAAACUGCAGUCUACAGCUUCUUAAAGUUCCACGUGUUGCCCUAACACAAACAGCAAGAAUCUGGUUGUCUGAAUUUUUUUUAAUUGGAAAGCCAGAGGUUUUUAGUCAGGGCGUCCUGACAACUCUUGAUGUAAACUGCAUUUUUAUCAGUCACAUCACAUUAUAUUCUUGGCUAAUUUUGUCCAAAGGACAAAAGAAUGAAAUUCAGCAGCAUCGUUUUCUUGUCAAGAUCAGAUUUUGCUAUUGUGACAGAAACAGGAAAACGUUUUGUUAAAGGACAAGAAAGAAAACAAGCAAGAGAAAACAAGAUACAGUAAAAUGGGGUCAAGUUCUAACUCCAUGGAAAUGCCACAUCUGUUCUUCAGUGAAGAAGCUGGUUUAAAGUCCACAUAGAGAAGUUUUGACUGUAUUUAUUUAUUGUUGCAAAAGGACGCUUUUUUAUUGCUGCCUUCAUUUGUCAGCUAUUUUUUUUCUUAUAAACUCCAGCCCUGGUUGUAUGUAACCCAUUCUGUAUCUUACCAUGGUUCCUGUAGGUAAAAGUACACAAUGACCUCUAGAUGUCUUUUCUUUCUAUGAAAGGAGCUGCUAUGUACACAUGUGCACAAACAAACUGGGAAUCAACAACAAUGAGUUUAUCGUUCAUGGUAGAUGAAAACAAUUAAGCUUGCAUAAAAGUUGGGCUAAGUGGUCAUGGACUACAGACUUUGUUGCCUUGAAUUAUAACAGUACAAUUUGUCUAUUUACUCUGCUACGGACUGAUAUGAGUAAAAUCUAUUUGAAGGUAUCUUGUUUGUAAACAUUUGUCAGAUUCUAAUUUUUUUCUUUUUGUAUUAAAAAAUUCAAAAUAUGGAUGUAUAUGAAACAAAAUAAAUGGAGAUCAUUGUUCUCUCCACAGAUGUAGGUGUCCUUUGAAUGUUCACUAACAUGUUUGUGAGGUUUGUUCUGAAGUGUAACAAUUCUAAGAUAGUAUGGAAGGGAAAAGUAGGAAGGGGAAAGAAUGAACAAACCCUCAAGCAUGAUUCAUUCUACUUAUGUUUAAUCAAAUAUAAUAAAAUUCUGCUGUGGUGCCACAACUUUUGCAUUGAUGAUAAAGGAGUUGUGUGAGAAUUAUCAUUGCCCAUUGCUAAAUGAGAUAGUGUUGAGCAAAUGAUUGUGUAGGGAUAAAUAAUGGUCUCAAAGCUGUAUUAAAUUUUUGUGGCUUCUCUACUAGGAAAGAUAUGUUAAAAAGCUAAAAGGAGCCAACAGAAAGAGAGGUUUUACCGUUUUUUAAAUUGCUCUCCAGCCAAUCACGUCUGCUGCUGAUGACAGUUUUAUAUGUAUAUUAUAAACCAGCAGAAGUUCUUGGUCGCUCAACACCUGUGUUAACUAGAUAUUGCACUAAUUCACAAUUUUGCCCUUCUGUGAUCUGGAAUUUAUCUGACUAUGGAUAAGCUUUCCUUGGGUUUAACUUCACCCUGCUAUGCAAGAACCUUUUCUGUUACUUUCUUAGACAUUACUAUCAACCGCAGUUUUCUUACUAAGUACAGGCUCAGGUGUACAGAUACAUUGGGGUCAAUUUUCUCUACAAAAGCUUACGCUUUUGUAUAUAGAUGCUGUCAUUUUAACCAAUGUGAAAUCAAAAGGAAGUUAAUUGUUAAUUGUGAGAAGAGCAUCCAUUUAUGCUUCUUAGAAAAUAGGAAAAAAGUAUUUGUGUUUUAGGCUAUGUUGUCUUAGGACUUUUUACAAAAAUAUGCUACAUAUUGUAUGCAUUAUGUUUAUAAAAGAAGGAACAUUUUCAUCCUUAAUCCUACAGAUAUAGUCUCUUCACAAUAUUUCUGUAUUAUUCGUACAUAUGACUGACAUUGAAAAAAACAUGUUGAGAAAUGAACUUUCUUACUUUGUAGGCAAUAGAGCACUGUUUUUAACAAAUUGUGACAAACUGAAGAAUAACUUUUUUGUACAUAAUAACACAUUUCAUCUUAGACAAAUAAAGUAAUGUUGUUGGACAUCCAAUUUGGUGGAAUUCCUAAUGAAACAUCAGUUGUUUAAAAUAACAUAUGUAGCACUUGACAUUGCCAUACUGUGCAGUAAUUCUUGGGAAUUUUUCAUAUAAAUAAUUAUGAAAUGAGGAAAAUGCUACUUUCAUACACUUUUUACCAAGCUUCAUCAUUUUUCCUACUGCUUUGUAAUAUAUGAAGACAAUUCUUAGCUGUAACUACUAUGGUAAUUUUUAGUUUUUUUGAAAA